AUGAUGUCGACCCACUGUAGCUGCGCAGUUGCCAGAGGGCCGAUUUUUGGCAUUUUUCGCAUAAAUUCGGCCCUCAGGGUAAGUAAGGUUCGAAAUUCAAAAUUCGGCUCGGUUCAAUUUUUGACCAAUUCGGUAAGCUUCCGUCGUGCCAAAUUUCAGCCCACUCGGUUUCGAACUGAGUGAGCACUGCCUCCAGAAAGCGCGGGGAUAUUGAUUUAUAUACGCAACGUUUUUUAUCGCGAGCUGGCGAGGCCGAAGGCCGAGCCAGCUCGCUUGCUGCUCCGGGAGGCUCCAGCCGAAGGCUGGAGCCGACCGGAGCCCUAUUCACACAGCGAAACAGACAAUUUUUAUAAAAAUUUAUUGCGAGCUGGCGAGGCCGAAGGCCGAGCCAGCUCGCUUGCUGCUCCGGGAGGCUCCAGCCGAAGGCUGGAGCCGACCGGAGCCCUACUCACAUAAGCGAAAAAUACUAUUUUAAUAAAAAAAAGAAGCGAAAAAUACUAUUUUAAUUAAAAAAAAAAGCGAAAAACACUAUUUCUAUAAAAAUUUAUUGCGAGCUGGCGAGGCCGAAGGCCGAGCCAGCUCGCUUGCUGCUCCGGGAGGCUCCAGCCGAAGGCUGGAGCCGACCGGAGCCCUAUUCACACAGCGAAACAGACUAUUUUUAUAAAAAUUUAUUGUGAGCUGGCGAGGCCGAAGGCCGAGCCAGCUCGCUUGCGGCUCCGGGAGGCUCCAGCCGAAGGCUGGAGCCGACCGGAGCCCUAUUCACACAGCGAAACAGACAAUUUUUAUAAAAAUUUAUUGCGAGCUGGCGAGGCCGAAGGCCGAGCCAGCUCGCUUGCUGCUCCGGGAGGCUCCAGCCGAAGGCUGGAGCCGACCGGAGCCCUACUUGCAUCAGCAAAGUUCAAAAUUUCACUCAAUCGCCAAGUGUAAUAUAAUUUUUAUUUAUCGACCGGUCGAAAGUUAGGAAAUUUUUUUUCCAUUUUCGCUAAAUUUUUGAUUUCGUCCUAUUCUGCGUGAAAUUCUAAGCCUUCUGAACCCUAUUGACAAUUAUUGACCGGUCGAAAGUUAUUCGCAAUUUUAGUCAAGUAUAAUAUUAAUUUGUUUCGGCUGUAACUUCGGUCAAAUCGCAUAUAAAUGGAUCGGCAUGGUCUCUAAAAAUCAGAAAUGUAAUCUACUACAAUAUUUUCUAUUUGAUUCCUGCAUUUUCUUUCAUUUAAAACAUUUUUUUCUCAAAUUUUCGCAAUUUUCGAGGUCAAGUACAAUAUAAAUUUUUUUUUGGUAUAACUCGCUUCCAGUUCCACAUAAAAUUUUGAUUUUUUUUUAAAUAUCAUAAAUCAAUCAUAUUUUGAUAAGCUCAUCAUUCCCCGCUGUUUUGAAAGUAUUUUAUCAAAAUUUAUUUGCAGUUCCUCGGGCGCAGCCUGCACCCCAAACCGCUUUGUUUCCCCAAAAAAGGGAGUCUAUUUUUCCGCAUUUUUCCGCAUGAGCUUUGUAAUUUUGCAUAAUUUCUUUCGUGCUUUUUCGUGUUAUAUAAUUUUUUACAUUUUUAAUUAUGUUCUUUCCAGGUUUCAUCAAGACCGAGCUCCAUCAAGACAGGACUUAGGUAUGUUUUUUUUUCUUUUCUUUUGUUGAUCGUGAAGGGGGGGGGCAGAAAGGAUGGAAACGGGCGUAAAAUGGUUGGGAAAAGCUUGGCAAAGCUUUGGCCGAGGUGUAUUAAAAGUUUUGUCGACGUUUUGUCGAACUUUUUGCCCAGUUUUCACCUUAUUUUAGGCGGCAAAAGGGUUUACCCAAGAGCCGCCUAAAAUAAGGUGAAAACUGGGCAAAAAGUUCGACGAAACGUCGACAAAACUUUUACUACACCUCGGCCAAAGCUUUGCCAAGCUUUUCCCAAACAUUUAACACCCAGUUUCUUCUUUUCUGUCAGAAAAAUUACUUAUUUUUGGGGUUUUUUGAAGUUUUUCCUAUUUUUGGGAAUUUUUUUAAUUUUUCGGUGUUCAAGGGGAAGGAAUGGGAAGAAAGAAGGUGUGAAAUGUUUGAUAAAAGCUUGGCAAAGGUUUGGCGGACCUUUGGCUCCUCUUUUCGCCCAGCUUUCACCUUAUUUUAGGCGGCUCUUGGGUAAACCCUUUUGCCGGCUAAAAUAAGGUCGAAACUGGGCAAAAAGUGGAGGCCAAACGUCCGCCAAGCCUUUGUCAAGCUUUUAUCAAACAUUUCACACCUACUUUCUUCCCAUUUCUUCCCCUUGAACAUCGAAAAAUUAAAAAAAUUCCCAAAAAUAGGAAAAACUUCAAAAAACCCCAAAAAUAAGUAAUUUUUCUGACAGAAAAGAAGAAACUGGGUGUUAAAUGUUUGGGAAAAGCUUGGCAAAGCUUUGGCCGAGGUGUAGUAAUAGUUUUGUCGACGUUUCGUCAAACUUUUUGUCCAGUUUUCACCUUAUCUUAGGCGGCUCUUGGGUAAACCCUUUUGCCGCCUAAAAUAAGGUGAAAACUGGGCAAAAAGUUCGACAAAACGUCGACAAAAGUUUUAAUACACCUCGGCCAAAGCUUUGCCAAGCUUUUCCCAACCAUUUUACACCCGUUUUCUUCUUUUCUUUCAGAAAACGGACUUAUUUUUGAAUUUUUUUUAAUUAUUUUUUUUUUUUUACAGAGCCGCUUUUGAAUCUCGAUAAAACUGAUCAAAGUCAAAUGAAUGUGAGUUUUUGAUUUCUUUGAAAGUACAUGUUCGUUUUACAGGGAGGGGAGGGGGGGGUGAGUUCGACGCUCAGAUUUUGAUGAAAUUUGGCACAUAUAAUAAUUCGGAGACUUUUUUUAAACAGAUUAACCAAAAUCCUACCUCGCGCUUUGCAGAAGCAACCGAGAUUUUCGAAAAGCAAGCGAAAACUUUACAACAUUGCUAAAAUUUUCGACAAUUGAUACUUCCUUUAUGAGUCACGUUUGUUCAAAGAAAAUGUGAGCGUCGUACUUGGGGUAAUCUAACUCUGUUUAGUUUCAACACGUAAAGAUCAUGAAACAAGUCGUGGUCCACACGGUUGGAGGCCACUCUGGCGGUGGCCGAGGAAAGCGUGGGGGUUGGCGCAAUAGAAGAGGGACGUUUAGAUCAAGACAGUAAGUUGUUUUUUUAUAGAUCGGACAUUCGUUAUAGACAGCUUUUUGUUGUCAGCAGAUUCAUUUUCAAUUAAUAGUAAUUUUGUUUCAGGUGGCGUGAUGGAUCGAGAUCUUCCGUCCCUGCCAUCUCCGGCGCCAUUACCGAUGUCGUUCCCAUCCCGAUCUCCCCUCCCAACGAGGUGAACCAGUAAGUUUUGCAAUGCUUUUUCAGUUGUUUCAUGACCUUUCGUUGUGUUAUUGUUUUGUUCUUCUUCAGAGUCGAGAACGAGAAAAUCAACUCUGAUUUCACGGCACAAGAUGUGGAUCAAAGCGAAUGUCAGACCCCGCCUCAUAUUGCGGAUGAGCCGAAUGUUGUCUUGCUUCAGCCGGAUGUUGAUGUCAAUGGGCCGGAUGUUGUUGUACAUGGACCGGAUAUUUCUCAAGAUGAAACUGUUAAAGAGGUAGAACAGCGGAGUCACCAGCCGCCCCUCAACGCCCUCGAGCUUGCCAAAAAACGAGAUGGCGAAAACGCGGAUGCCGCUAUCAAGGCCCAGAUCAGACGACUUCAAAACGAACUCAAGAAGUCUCAACAGAUCCAGGAACAACUGCAAAAACAAUUGGAAGAACAACAGCAGAAAAAGGAGCGGAAAGCUGAACGAAAGCGCUUGCGGGAGGCGGCCACGAAGCAAGUCGAUGAACAAGAAAAGGAGAACACGGAGCCUCUGAAGAAAGACGUGGUCACUAUCUCCGAGGCCAUCAAAAAGAAAUUUAAGAAAUAA
Messenger RNA from Bursaphelenchus xylophilus (pine wood nematode), 3853 nucleotides. The record is from the annotation of a GenBank genome assembly. Lineage: Eukaryota; Metazoa; Nematoda; Chromadorea; Rhabditida; Aphelenchoididae.